Messenger RNA from Truncatella angustata, 840 nucleotides. RefSeq lists its product as uncharacterized. Lineage: Eukaryota; Fungi; Ascomycota; Sordariomycetes; Amphisphaeriales; Sporocadaceae. The coding region runs from base 1 to 840 and encodes 279 amino acids. Gene Ontology annotation, molecular function: nucleic acid binding; zinc ion binding. The record is from RefSeq and is a predicted model, not a curated record. The transcript is spliced from 2 exons.
AUGGCGGCCCAGAGCACCCCAAAGGGCAUGUCCUCGAGACUGCUAACUAUGAAGUUCAUGCAGCGAGCAGCAGCCACAUCUUCGCCAGCAUCAGCAUCCAAUCCAAGCACGCCCGUUUCCGAAGAGUCCUCUUCGAAGCGACGCAAGAUCUCUCACAGCCGCUCUAGUAAACAGGACCCUGAUGUCCUAGUGGAUCGCCAAAAGAUCCAAGCUGCCAUAGACGAGGACGAGCGCAAGCGUGAGGAUGCUAUAGUGAAGCGUGCCGCAGAGCUUGGCGAUGCCCGAUGGGUACUCGACGUCGCCGGCCUAUCUAAUCCUAGUGCCGCAGCUACGAAGCCUCUACAGGUUGUCCAGGUUGGCUAUGCUCAGAUUGAUUCACCUGAUAACUCAGAAGACGACUCAGAGCCCGCCGACGAGGCGCACAGCAGAAGUGCUCAGGCAAAUGAUUCUAAUGACGACUCCGAUGACUCGUCUGAUGAUGAUUCAGACUCAUCCGACGAAAGCUCAUCAGCAGAUGAAGGUGGCCGUGGUUCCCGCCCAAAUUCAGCCAACAGGACGAACUCUACUCCCAAAGGUGGAUAUGCGAACAAGAAAAAUGCUGAGAAGGAAAGAGCCAAAGAGUUUGCAGAUAAAAGGAGGAAGAAGGAAAUCAAGUUGAACCACAAACCCCAGUCUCCAGGGCUGUCGUCGAUAUCCAACGCAGGGGGCAUGCAAUCACUGUCCUCAGGAGGUCGUCCCACGCAGCGACAAUCUGGUGUUUUCUCGUUCACUUGUCAUAACUGCGGACAGACUGGCCACAAAGCCGCCGAUUGCAAGAAACCCAAGCAUCGCUCCCGAUGA